GGGCGGCGGACGCGUGUCUCCGCUGCCGCCGAGGUGCGUUUAGCUCAAAGCUGCCGAAACGACUUUUCUGUCCAGGUGUUGAAGUCCCCGCGGAUCCGCUCGCGGCUCCGCUCGCUGCUUCUGCGGUGAUUACUGUAGUUUCCCGGAAGUGACGUGGGCUAACGCCCGUUUUAACGGAAUUCUAAUGACGGCUAGCCGGUCGCAGCUAACCGGCUAAGAGCAGUUCGGAGGGAACUUGCCCGUUAACGUCCGCCAGCUCGGUGGUUCCAGGACUGAACGCGGCGCUGCAGCGGUUCAGGAUCGGGCUUUGUUGCGUCAUGUAGCUGCUCCUCCGACACUUUAACCUGACGAAGAGCGGGACGAGGCUCAGGGUUGGCUAGGCGGUUGCCAUGGAGCCGGCCUGGCGACAGCAGGGUCGGGGCCGAGGCCGGGGCCAGGAGGGUCAGGGCGAGAGGUCACGACCUCCGCAGAAAGCCAGGGAGAGGCCGGGAGCUGCUGUGGCAGGAGGAGCCGCAGGAGUGCGGGGGGCAGGACGAGGAGGGAGGACGAAGACUGCCACAACACCUGAACCUGAGCCUCCAGGCGGUGCGUCGGUCCAGGCCAAGUUCGAGGAGAUCAGAAGGUCCAACCAGGCCGCUGCCCAGCGACUGGUGGAGAGCCGUAUCAGCUCCUCCUCCUCUGAUGAAGAUGAUGACGAUGAUGAUGGAGAAGUUGACCAUGGGGAUGGAAAGAGAGGGAAGAUCCUGGCGUCGACCUUCACCACCUACACUGACCAGACAGGUGGUGAUGCCACAGGUCUGCUCAGGACUGGUCAGUAUGUCAGCGACCUGUUUCAGUCUGGAGCUCUCACCUGUCUGAUCUGCAUCGCCUCCGUCAAGAGGACACAGCCGGUGUGGAGCUGUUCCAGCUGUUUCUCCCUCUUCCACCUCCCCUGUAUUCAGAAAUGGGCCAGAGACUCGGUCUUCCUCGUCUCCUCCGUCACCGAUGAAGACUUUGGUCAGAAGCAGCAUCCCUGGCCCUGUCCAAAGUGUCGAGCUGAGUAUCCACCCAGUGCGACGCCCAACAGGUACAUGUGUUACUGUGGGAAGCUGCAGGAUCCUCCAGCUGACCCCUGGUUGGUUCCUCACUCCUGCGGCUCAGUCUGUCAGAGGGAGCUGAAACCCACCUGUGGACACGCCUGUCUGCUGCUCUGUCACCCUGGUCCCUGCCCUCCGUGUCCAAAGAUGGUGUCAGUUUCCUGUUUGUGCGGCAAAGCUAAGCCCCUCCCCCGUCGCUGUAGCAACAAGGCCUGGUCGUGUCAGCAGCAGUGUGGCAAGUUGUUACCCUGCAGACAGCACACCUGUUCACAGCCCUGUCACACAGAGUGUUCUCCCUGUCCCAGAGUCAGCGUUCAGAGGUGUGUGUGUGGUAGAGAGGAGGCAGAGAGACCCUGCGCUAGCCCCGAGUGGAACUGUCAGCAGGUGUGUGGUUCUCUCCUCUCCUGUGGGAAUCACACCUGUGAGGUCGCGUGUCACGACGGAGUUUGUCCUCCGUGUCCUCGCUCCGUCAGCAGAUCCUGUCCCUGCGGCAAGACCAAGUCAUCUCUGCCAUGCACAGAGGACGUGUCGCUGUGCGGUGACACAUGCGACCGCAGUCUUUCAUGUGGAAAACACACCUGUUCAAUGAGGUGUCACCGAGGGAGCUGCGAGACCUGCAGACAGGAGGUGGAGAAGGAGUGCAGGUGUGGUAAAUACAGGAAGCUGAUGCCGUGUCAUAAAGAAUACCUGUGUGACUCCAAAUGUCCAAAAACCAGAAGCUGCCAGAGACACCAGUGCAGGAGGAAGUGUUGCCCUGGUAACUGCCCCUCCUGCGACCAGAGCUGUGGUCGAACUCUCGGGUGUCGAAACCACAAGUGUCCCUCCGUCUGUCACCAAGGUAGUUGUUAUCCCUGUCCAGAGUCGGUGGAGGUCAGAUGCACAUGCGGUUCAACUGUCUUGUCCGUCCCUUGUGGUCGAGAGAGGAGCACCAAACCACCUCGCUGCAAAGAGCCCUGCGGGUGUCCUCCAUCCUGCCACCAUCUGACCAGAGAGACGCACCGGUGCCACCCCGGCCCCUGCCCCCCCUGCAGACAGACCUGCCUGCUGCCGCUGCCCAGCUGCAGCCACACCUGCCCACAGCCCUGCCACGACCUGGUGCUGGUCAAGUCGCAGCAGGUUCAGUUAGCGGGUCCGUGGGAGCAGCCGUCUGAACCGGCGUUUGUGAAGAAAGCUCUGCCCUGUCCGCCAUGUCAAGUGCCAAUACCAACGGCCUGUUUUGGAGAACAUGAGGUCAGCCCGGUGCUUUGUCAUCGCCGGGGUCGAUUCUCCUGUAAACGACCUUGCGGACGACCUUUGACCUGCGGAAACCACAACUGCAGCAGGGAGUGUCACCUGGUUACCGACGGCAACAAGUGUGAAGUGUGUGAGGAGGGCUGCUCUAAACCCCGCCCUCCCGGCUGCCCCCACCCCUGCCCCCGUCCCUGUCACCUGGGAAGUUGCCCCCCCUGCAGCCAAAUGAUCCGCCAACGCUGCCACUGCAAGAUCAGCAUGCUUUACGUGGAGUGCACGAAGUUGACAUCAGCUGAUGAAAAGAUGAAGGUGGAGCUGGGCUCCUGCAACAACCAGUGUCCUAAAGAGCUGAACUGUGGUCAUCGCUGUAAGCAGGUGUGUCAUCCAGGUGUGUGCGAGGAGAAAUGUCAGCAGAAGGUGAAGCUCCGGUGUCCCUGCAAGAGGAUCAAGAAGGAGUUCCCGUGCUCUCUGUCGGCUCAGUGUGUUGUUCUGUGUGACGACGCCUGCAGAGACCAGCAGAGGAAAGUCAGCCAGCUGAAGGAGGCGGAGCAGAAAGCAGCUCAGGAGGAAGAGCAGAGGAGACUUCAGGAGGAGCUGGAGGCGUUCGAGAAGCGUCAGCAGCGAGGAGGUCGGAGGAGCAAGAAGCGGGGGAGGCGGGAGGAGGCGGACGACGAGCAGGCGAGGGCGGGGAGGUGGUGGAGGAGGUGUGCCGCCUUCGUCCUCGUGCCGCUGGGCGGAGCUCUGCUGUCUGCCGCCGCCUACUACCUCCUGACCACGCCCUGAACCGGCACACGACAUACAUGUUAACGGGAACAUGUGAGCGCGCAGCCGCUGGGCUCUCAGCUCUGUUUCUGUUUUCGUUCGACUGUCAUGAGUUUGUUCUGUUGACUUCUCUCUGUGAUUCUCUGUACGUUAGCGUUAGUGCUUCUGUUGAACGGUGUUUCAGUUUAAUUUGUUCCUGUUGGAAGUUACGUGACGUUUGAGUAUGAUUUAAAAUAACCAGUGUAAACAAUAAUAAACAAUGUGAUUAGGGCUGCAACUGACGAUCAUUUUGUCUAUAAAAUGACAGUUAAUAGGGGAAAAUUGCCCACGGACCAUAUGUCUUGUCUUGUCAAACUAAUAGUCCAGAAUCCAAAGAAAAAACAUCAAAACGCUGAACUGGAGCUACAACUGAUGAUUUUUUUUUUUUUUAAUAAUCAAUUUAAUCAUUUAGUUGAAAAAGAGCCCAAGUUCAUAUCAUCAAAUGUCUUAUUUUGUUUGACCAACGGUCCAGAACCCAAAGAUAUUCAAUUCACUGUAACUUUUAAAACAAGGAAAAGUGUUGAAUUCUCGCAAGUUCACCGGCUACGUUAGGGAGAAAAAAAUAAAGGAGUAAAAUCGAGAUUGUUGUUUGAUCUGUCUUGUAUCUGCUGAAAGUUUCCAAAAUUAAACUAGAGACCAUGUUGUGACGCCCGUCAACACCCGUCCUCAUUUUUAUCGCAGUGACAGAAUCUGUCCACGGCCCGACGGACGGGGGAAAACAACACCAGCGCCGCCCUCGUGGCCGCUAAACAUUACGUGAGACCGGAACGGAUUAGAUAUUCAGAGCGGGUAGGUAAAGGUGACUAGUGGAGGAUUAGGAGCACGUUUGCCUAAUGUUUGACAGCAGAAAACAACUGGGCUUUAGAAGGGUAAACCCACUGUAACCCACAAUGGGCGUUCAGUUAAGUACAUUGACAGGAGCUAUGAGCUCAUAUUGGUCCUUAAUCAAAUGAAGAUGCUGCAGAUUGGCUGAAUACUAACCUGUCUUAAGAUGUGUUCAGACUCGACACGAUGCUAAGUUCCACCUUGCUUAAUUCUUUCAUAUUUGACUGCUGCUGUUGCAGAACGUGUUUGUUCGACCCAAACAGGAAAAGAAACCGGUGCAUCCAGGCCUUCUAGCUUCUGUAGUUCGGCAGCUCACCGUCAUGGUCAGUAGUUUCAGCGGCACCAGCAGAUCGUGGAGGAGAUUAAGAUACUUUAAAACACAAAUUUUUAGAGUCAGUGUGACUUCCACUUCCAAUGUCCAUCGAGAAUAAACCCCCAUAAAUCCAUUCAGAAGUUACAGGAAAAAAAAGCUCCUUAUAGCUGCAGAACCUGCCUGAUAAUCUUCCUGUUUUUAAGUUUCCCUCAGUAUCACAGUGACCCUGUGGCAGUUGUCUGAAUCUCCACGGAUACAGUGACAACAGGAGCUGAUCACAGCUGGUUCAGCAGCUUUUAAUGGGACAGUUUGACUGAAUGUGAACAAAUAUAGGCUAAAAAACAGGGUUAAAGAUGUAGCUCAGCUCAAUGGACUGCUACACCCGCCAAGGUGAGCGUCGUGACCGAUGGACACAUCUGAAGGAGUCAGGAGACGAGUUUCAAUUUGUAAAGAGGAAGGGAAACAGUGAAGAAGAUAUUGUGUAAUGUCAGUAAUAGAUAAUCAUGCAAACAUAACUUCUGCUCAAUCAGAAUCUGAAAACCACACUUAAGGAUUCUGUCUCUGGAAUUUAUCAUCACGGAAUGUUCUGCCAUUUUAUUUAAGUUAUUUAAAAAAAUAAGUUCCUUCAGAAAUUUGACCAGUGCACCAUUUUAAAAACAGAUGAACUUGACCCUGCAGGUCGUAGUCAUCCAUCAAGAGUGUCCCACGUUUGUGUUGAGCUGUUUUCUAGUUUUCUGUUCUCCUUGUCUCCUCAUGUCUAAGAGGAGGAGUCACCAAGCUCCAGGAUGAGCUCGUAUUUGGUUCAGCCAGAACUCAUCAACACAUCCCUGAUUAUCAGUAUAAGCUGAACAAGAACUUAACGUGUAAAUCGAUACGUUUUAUUGUUAGUUUUGAAUAAUCUCCUGCUUUCCCUGGGUGUUUGUGUCAGUUUGCUUUCCACACAGAGGUGAAGAAAAGUCUCCAAACGCAAAGAAAACCCCCUGAGAAUAAUUUGCCUUGAUUAGUUCAGUUUCCAGAAACAAUCAGUGAUGUUAAAGUUAAAAGUGUGGCCGCGUCAGGACUGGAUGCUGCUGUCACUCCCGAAUUAAAAACAAAGUUAUUACGUCAUCGUCACAAAUUUUACUUGCUCUCUGUAAUUUGUUCUCAUGUUCUGUAUAUUUUAAAGUGUGUUGAUAUGCAAAGUUCAAAUGAAUUUUGAAACUUUUUGUCUCAAAACCUGUAAAGAAAGUUCCUAACUGAUCUCGAAAUGUAAGAUGCGAAGUUUGUGAUUGAUUCAUUUAUUGGGAUUUAUGUAGAAGAAAGUCCGAUGUUAUAAUAUUUUGAUGUUAAGAUGUCUCAGUGAGCGAAAAGAAGUCUUUCACGUUGGUGCUGAAAUGUUAAAAAUAUGUUUGGAUAUAUUUUCAAAAAUAAA
This is a messenger RNA of Xiphias gladius (swordfish), 5656 nucleotides long. It is a transcript of the gene nfxl1, whose product is annotated as nuclear transcription factor, X-box binding-like 1. Gene Ontology annotation, cellular component: nucleus. The transcript is spliced from 26 exons. Gene Ontology annotation, biological process: regulation of DNA-templated transcription. The record is from RefSeq and is a predicted model, not a curated record. The coding region runs from base 390 to 3089 and encodes 899 amino acids. NCBI's taxonomy places the organism in Eukaryota, Metazoa, Chordata, Actinopteri, Istiophoriformes, Xiphiidae. Gene Ontology annotation, molecular function: DNA-binding transcription factor activity, RNA polymerase II-specific; zinc ion binding; RNA polymerase II transcription regulatory region sequence-specific DNA binding.